CGCGGCGCGCACACGGGCCUCGGCCGUGACACAGUUGCGCCGCCGGCCGCUAUAUAGCGCCACGCACGCUCCGCCGCCUCUGUCUGCAGACAUGAGCCGCGGCGCCAACUUCCUCCUGCUGCUCUCGCUGGCCGCCUCCGCCGCGGGCACAGCCAACGCCGCCGCCGCCACCGCUGCCUUCCCACCUGUUGGCGACCUCCCACGCUACCAGCCUGCUGAGAAUUCGUCGAUCGACGAGAUUUAUGACGACGUAUCGCAAGGUCAGGACAACGACGAUGAUGACAUACCAUUCCCGGAAAUACAGAACGAUUAUUCCGAAAAUAAGUGGUCAUUUACGCAAUGGUUCUUGAGCAUCGUGGGGCCAUUUGGAUUCUGGACCUCACCUGGGGGUACGGACGAUGUUGACCUCAAGCCGCCAGAACGCUGCGAACCGUGCUCUUGCGGUAUGGCAAACGAGCGCAGGCGCAUCGUGGGCGGCACGGUGACCAAGGUGAAGCAGUAUCCGUGGAUGGCGAUGCUCAUGUACGGCCGCACCUUCUACUGCGGCGGGUCGCUCAUCAGCGACAAGUACGUGCUCACCGCCGCACACUGCCUCUACGGUUUCGACCACCGACGCAUCCGCGUGCGGCUGUUGGAGCAUGACAGGGACAAGCCGUCGGAGACGGAGGUGAUCGAGCGUCGCGUCAUGAGGGUCCGCUUGCACCGGCGCUACGACUCGAGCAACUACAACAACGACAUCGCGCUCAUCCGGCUCAGCGAACCCGUCAAGAUAGAGGGAGACCUGAGGACCGUCUGCAUGCCCACCAAAGGCCACAGUUUCACUGGGGAGCAGGGUCUGGUAACAGGCUGGGGCGUAACAAAACCGUUGGGCCAGCCAUCAUCGCAGCUGCGUGAAGUGACAGUGCCCAUCAUGGCCAACUCAGAGUGCCGGAAGACUGCAUAUGGCCAGCAGCGCAUCACUGAAAACAUGAUGUGUGCUGGAUACCCAGAGGGCAAGAAGGAUUCCUGCCAGGGAGACAGUGGUGGUCCUCUACAUAUCAAGAAUGAUACACUGCAUCACCUCGUUGGAGUGGUGUCUUGGGGUGAAGGCUGUGCACAGCCAAAUUAUCCAGGAGUGUAUACUCGCGUCAAUAGAUACAUCACUUGGAUUACCAGGAACACAGUGGAUAGCUGUUUCUGCAGUUAAUAAGAAAAAGCUGCUACAAGAAUAUUUAACAUUACUACAAACAAUUAAUAACUGUAUCAAGCAAAAUAUGGUGCAUCCAAAUUGGAAAGACACAUGCAGCUUUAUGGUUAUGAUUUAUUUCCUUGUUAUUUUCAACAAAUAUUUUGCUUUCCAUAGAAAAUGAUGGCGAAUAAAUGAAAUAUCACAGUUACAUGUUUCAGUCUGCUGUAUGUUGCAUAAUAACAUAACUGUUGGAGAUAUGUAUUCACACUAUCCUUCAUGUUAAAGUGAAAUGUUAGCUUUGUAAAGUUCUGAAUCACAUUUCUGACAGUAUGUACAACAGAUAAAAAUGUUGGUAUUAGCAAAGCCUCAGCUGAUUCCUUCAUUUUAUUUAGAGUGAACUUGUGCUACCUGAAUAUUUAAUUAUACUCUCACUGAUGGGAUGAUUACCUUUGUUCUAGUCCACUUCAUCACACUAUAAUCACUUUGAAACUGCCUUUUCAGCAGAUGGUGAAAGCAGGCCUUAACCCUAGUAAUACCAAUGUAUUUUCCAUAAUGCACUGUACUGAGAAGGGCUGGAGGGGAGGGGCAUUACUUUAUACCUACCCCAAAAAAAUUAGGUGUUUGUAAUUGAUUUAUAUUAACAAUAUACUUUCUAAAUAGAUACUGAUGUAUAAGUAGGAUCCAGAACCAUAAAAAAUCAUUUAGUGCACCCUUGUAAUAUGGUCAUCAUUGUGAAAAGUGACAUCUACUACUACAACUUAAAUUUUUGGGUUAAGUUUAACCAAAAAAUUUAAAUAUUUAUGAAAUCUGGUAGAAGAACUCAUUAACAUUAAUAUUUUUUUUCAAAAUUUUAAACUAUAAAGUAAUGAAUUAGAUUACACUACUUUCAAAAUAUGAGCAUAAUGUAUCCUCCUCCCCCCCCCCCCCCCCCCCCCCGCCUUCUUGUAUUAUGAGGGGUAAUCAUAAGUGACCAGAAAUAGUCAUGAUAAUGUAUAUGGUCCUCAAAUGGAUAAACUAUUGUAUGGAGCAUAUCUUUAAAAAUGCGAGUAAAAAAGAUUGUUUCUUUAUCAUUUAUUGUGAUGUAUGUGCUGCCUCUGAGAGGAAGAUAGGCAUUUGUUGUGCAUAUUAGUAAAUAAAGGUAUAUUUUAUUCA
Molecule: messenger RNA, 2320 nt
Organism: Schistocerca cancellata (South American locust)
Lineage: Eukaryota; Metazoa; Arthropoda; Insecta; Orthoptera; Acrididae
Product: trypsin-1-like
Exons: 8
Coding region: 92-1186 (364 amino acids)
Biological process (GO): proteolysis
Molecular function (GO): serine-type endopeptidase activity
Source: RefSeq, a predicted model, not a curated record